Molecule: messenger RNA, 2791 nt
Organism: Eruca vesicaria subsp. sativa (arugula)
Lineage: Eukaryota; Viridiplantae; Streptophyta; Magnoliopsida; Brassicales; Brassicaceae
Source: the annotation of a GenBank genome assembly
CUUUUUUUUUCGCAAAUAUGAGAAAACUUUGUCCCAACUACAACCUCGAGGACGGGUUAGAGACCGUCCUCGAGGUUCCCAUGCCUGAGGAGUUAUUUUCCGCGUCCAAGACCAAACCUGGAUGGAACCAAAUGAAGUCUUUCUGGUCAAAACCCACAGCUACAUCAACCGGAACAGCCACAAACAUGACAAGACUCUUUGGUGGUCGUAACGCCGAGAUUCAGCUUCUUCUUGGAGUCGUUGGAGCUCCUUUGAUCCCUCUCCCUGUUCAGCCUGACCACCACAAUGAUUACGAGAACCCUAUCCACAAAGACAUCAGAGACCAACCUCUCGAGAUGUCGAUGGCGCAGUACAUAGUAAAGCAGUACAUAGCAGCGGUAGGAGGAGAACGAGCUUUGAACGCUAUUGAGAGCAUGUAUGCGAUGGGGAAAGUGAGGAUGACAGCAUCAGAGUUCUGCACAGGAGAAGGGAGUUUAAACAGCAAAAUGGUGAAGGCGAGGAGUAUCAAGAGUGGAGGAGGAGAAGUAGGAGGUUUUGUGUUGUGGCAAAAGGGUAUAGAGUUAUGGUGUCUUGAGUUAGUUGUCUCUGGCUGCAAAAUCAGUGCCGGUAGUGACGCCAAAGUUGCUUGGAGACAAACUCCAUGGCAUCCUUCUCAUGCCUCUCGUGGUCCUCCUAGACCACUGCGCCGUUUCCUUCAGGGUCUUGAUCCAAAGUCAACGGCAAAUCUAUUCGCAAGAUCUUCAUGCAUGGGAGAAAAGAAGAUAAACGACGAAGACUGUUUCAUACUCAAGCUCGAAGCCGAGCCAUCAACUCUUAAAGCAAGAAGCAGCAGCAACGUAGAGAUCAUACGUCACACAGUGUGGGGAUGUUUCAGCCAGAGAACAGGCCUUCUAAUCCAGCUCGAAGACUCUCACCUUCUAAGAAUCAAAGCUCAAGACGACAACAGUAUCUUCUGGGAGACAACAAUGGAGUCUCUGAUCCAAGACUACAGGAUCAUCGACGGUGUCCAGGUGGCACACGCUGGUAAAAGCUCUGUUUCUCUGUUUAGGUUUGGUGAGAACUCGGAUAAUCACUCGAGGACACGUAUGGAAGAGACUUGGGAGAUUGAGGAGAUGGAUUUUAACAUCAAGGGUUUGUCUAUGGACUGUUUCUUACCACCUUCUGAUCUCAAGAAGGAUGAUGAUGAUGAGGAAGCAGAAGAAGAAGAGGAAGUGCAAUGUGGUUUAGCUGCGAAUAAUGAGAAGCUUCCUAUGAAGAUUAGAAGUGCUUCUUUGAGGAUUUGUUCAUCUAAGGUCUUAGCUAUUGUGGAAGAAGAGGAUGAAUCAGAUGUCACUGAAGAGCUGGAUGAGACUUAAAUGCAUGGAUAUAGUUUCGGUUUUUUGUACAUAAAUGAUAUAAUCUAUUGCACAACACCGAGACAUAUGCAUCUAAAAACAGAGGAGAUUUUUUUUCUUAUAUAUUUGGUUUGUGGAUUAAUAAUCUGUAAACCAAUAAAACUCUUGGGAUGCAAAUGCAAUGUCAAGUGAUGAGUGAAGAGACUUCCACAACACUGCAUUUGCAUUAAGUUUUGGAGUGACUAGAGCCUCUAUAUACAUUAUCCAAGACAUAAAAUAAAGUAUUCACAUUACAUGGUCUUCUUCUAAACUUUCAUUAAACUUAAAACAUUGUCAAAAAAGGCAUUGACACAAGAGGCUUUUAACCAUUUCUUGAUAUUUUUUUUUUAAACUGAAUAUUCUUCCUUUUCAUGGUGCACUCUGAUGUGCUAUGUGGAAGGAACAUUGAAGUGGAAGAGCCAUGAGAUCACAAAGGCAAAGACCAUACAAGCUAAAAGGAAAUUCAAGAACCGGUGACCUUGCCAGAAGCUUCUAGCUUCCACCAGUGGUGGAUUAGAAGUUCUCAAAGCUUGAUUCACUGUACCGUUUGCUUCAUUUCGAGUUUCAUCAGUCUCUGCCUCAACAUUUACAACAACAUUACCCGCAAUGGAGCCGCAUACUUCACAUAUUCUACAAAAAAAAAUCAAACAAAAGAAUCCCAUCACAAUGACAAAGCUAACAUUUGUCUCUCAUGCCAAACAAAUGACAUUAUAACUGAGACUUAUCAAACAUUCACUUAUAAGUGGUCAUAACUAAAACCCUUAAAAAUUACACUUUCCAACAUUCACUAGAAACCCUCAAAAUUACACUUUCCUAAAUUUAUAAAAAUAUAAGUUUAUACUUUUCUCUAGUGGAAGUCACAAAAGGAAAGUUAUCUAAAUAUAGAAAUAUUCAGUUAAGUUUCUUACUUAUUUCCUUUGAUUUUGAACCAAGUCUCAGCACAGUGUUUAUGAGCAGCAGCGAGAUCCUCUUUGCAAGAACAGCCUAGCUCAAUGGGAACACCAGAUUCAAGAUUCGAUGCAUCCAAAGUCAUGUGACAAAUCCUGCAAUCUCUCUCAUAUGGUGACAUAUGUACAUCUUUCUUAGACAUACCAAGCUCGAGAUCUACUUCUACCGAGCAAAAUGACGCAUUGGAUCUCCUCUCCUCAUCUUCCUCCUCUACACUGGAGCUGCUCUGACGUGGCUCUCCGUUGUCGGUGAUGAUGAUGAGCUCUUUUCCUACUCCCUCGUUGUCUUCUUCAAGGAUUGCUUUAAGGGUGUCGAGACGUGGCCUUACGGGUUCCAUUUUUGAGGUUAAAGAUUCAGACUACGAGGAGUUCAGAGUAUUUAUGAGAUCAUGAAACUUUGAGAGAUGAGAUCAUCAAUGCUUUCUUUAUUUAUUAUUACAGCUUGUUGAAACUAAAACCGAAAGAGAAGAG